AUGACCUGAAUGCGGGUGCGGAGGAAUAUCAACAAUAAGGGCCGUGUGACAGUCGGUUCACUCGCUGCUGCUGACGGCUGUAAUGUCUGCGUCGUUAUUACAGUGAUUGUUGAGUUUGGUCCUUCACACCAUCAGGACAGAUUGAGUAUUCUCUCCCUGUGAGGUUUUCAGCAUGGCGGCCGACGUCCACAGUAAAGGAGUGACGUGGGACACUCCAAACGGAAGCCUGGCACCGGUGGGGUAUCUUCCCAACAGUAGAUCGGAGAGUCCCACUCCGGGGCUGGUGGAAGGGACGGAGCCCGGUGCGAGUCAGGAGCGUGCCAUGUUCGUUCACACGCAGUCUUUCGAGGACCUGACGGCUGACGUGGAGCUGACUGGCAGCCGGAGCGCUGAGACCGAGGAGGUGGAGGAGAAAGAGGAAGAACAGCAGCGAGGAGAAGACAAAGAAGAUGGAGCAGAAGGGGGAGGAGAAGGUGAAGGUGAGGAGGAGCCGAAGCAGGAAGUGCAGGCAGUAGUGCGGGAGAAGGAGGAAGACGUGACGAGCGAAACGUGGCGUUUGCACAAGAAGCACGUGUUCGUCCUGAGUGAAGCCGGGAAGCCCAUUUACACACGCUACGGCUCAGAGGAGGCGCUCUCCACCACCAUGGGGGUCUUGAUGGCGCUGGUGUCCUUCGUAGAAGCCUCUAAGAACGUCAUACUCUCCAUCCAUGCAGACGGUUUCCGUGUAGUGUUCCUGCGUAAGAGUCCACUGGUGUUGGUGUGUGUGUCUCGCACGGGUCAGUCAGACGGUGAGCUGUGGAGAGAGCUGCACUACGUCUACUAUCAGAUCCUGAGUCUGCUCACUCUGCCUCAGCUGCAGCGCGUCUUCCAGCAGCGUCAGAGCUUCGACCUGCGCCGACUGUUGGCUGGAUCUGAGCGCGUUACCGCAGGGCUGCUGCGUCUGCUGGAGACGGACGCGGGGCUGAUGCUCAACGCCACCAUGAGCUUGCCACUCUGCAGCACCACGCGCAACAUCGUCUGCACCAGCCUGCAGGCGGCCAGCUCCAAGAACCUGAUCUUCUCCGUCUUGCUCGCCGGGAACCGACUCGUUGCUCUGAUCAGGAAGAAGGAGCAACACCUCCAUCACACUGACCUUCACCUGCUGUCCAACCUCGCCGCCUCGUCCUCGUCCUUCAGGCAAGGGGAAGCCUGGACACCGGUCUGCCUGCCCAAGUUCAACGCUUCUGGCUUCUUUCACGCACACAUCUCCUACCUGGAGCCGGCGUCUGAUCUCUGUCUGAUUCUGGUCUCCACGGACAGAGAGGACUUCUUUAACCUGUCUGACUGCAAGCAGCGUUUUCUGGAGCGGCUGAAGAAGCGUAAUGCCUACCAGACCCUGCAGGAGGCCCUGAUCUCACCCACCUACCCCGCCUCACAGGUGGGCAUCCCCGAGCUCUGGCACUUCGUCUACAAGUCCAAAAGCUCUGGGCUUUACACCAGCCCGGAGCUGACUGUGCCGUAUCAUACUGAAGAGGAGCAGGAGAGGUUGAUGGAGUUGUACCGGUACCUCCACAGUCGCCUGCACCACCCGACACGACCCCUGCGUUCCAUCUACCGCUGUACCAACACCGAGAACCUGCUGGCUUGGUCCACCAGCGGAUUCGAGCUCUACCUCUGCUUCAGUCCUCUGGCCACAAAAUCUCUGGCCAUGUCGGCCGUCACCAAGUUGCUGAAGUGGAUCAGGAAGGAGGAGGACCGCCUCUUUAUCCUCAACUCACUCACGUACUGAUACUCAUCUCGAGGACGGGAGAGGAUCUGACGCCUCUGGACCACUGGCACUGUGCUGGAGCUGCUGGUGGGAUCUUCUGCACCACCCGGGGGACGGAUACACAGGAACCGACUCGUAUCCUUCAGCGUGAGCUUCACUCAGCAGAGAUAAGUGAGCUGUAUGAGGCUCUCUAUCACCGAACAUCAGUGACCAUAUCUCUCACACACACACAUACACACACACACACACACACACACACACACACACACAGAGAUACUAUCUACACAGCACUUCAACCCAAAUUAAAAUUAACAAAAAAAACACUAAUGUCCCAUUAAAGGAGCCAUAUGUAACAUCUAGUCGCAUAACAUAGGGCUACAUCUCGGACAUAAAGAAAGGGUUCAGAGUUUCCUGGUUAGUUACCAGUAUUAAAAAUCAAGGUGCUUUUUAGAGCAGUGCCAUAGAAGAACCAUUUAGCUUCCCAAAAGAACCUCACAGCCUCUGAUGCUUUCGUCUCUUUAAAAAAGUUCACGGUAGAACCAAGAACUUUAGUAACGGUCCAUGAGUAUAAAGGUUCUUAGAUCGUUUUAGGUUCUUUGAUGUUUUGACACCGUUCACCACGUAUUUAACGAAUUGCACUGGCGCUAAAGCUAAUGUAGCUAAAGAUUGUAUUUUUUUUUUUUAACCCAAUUAUCCAGCAGAUCUUUACUUAACGUCUUUAUGCGCCUUCAUCUUAGCUCGAAGCGAAUCUAACGUAGUCGUGGCUGAUGGACUGUUUUUGAGGGAAUUUUGUCAAGUUUUUCGUCCUUCGUUCUUCUUUUUUAGGACCCGUCACUGUUCUGACCUACACUGAUGCGUCGGAACGAUUUUAUAUAAAGUCAGUAAGACACCAGAAAAGAUAAGACCUUUUAGUUAAUGGUUAAAAACAUGGACUUUCUUUACAUCUUCUUCGAUCUUCUUUACUUGAAAUGUUUGUUGUUUGUUGUGUGAUCAACAGUAACACGUUUACGGCGAGUUUAGAGAACUCAUUAACAUAUUAUAGAUUAAUCCUCAGCACAGCGCUGCUUUAAUAAUAAUCUCUACCCAGUAAUCCAGUAAGCGUUGGUUCAUCAUGUUAACGGUUUGUAACGAUGGACGAUAUGGAAAUCAGGCCCUUCCUCAGCCUGACUCUAAAAUAUCAUUUACUGCUCCUUUAAACCUCGGAACAUUCGGCUCCAUGACGUGGUUUAAAGGCCGGCGAGCGCCGACGAGCGCUAAUCUGAACCUAUUUUUGUUUAUUUGUUUGUUUGGAUCUAUACUGACUGUAAUUAUUCAUUUACAUGUAUGGAAGAUAAUUAAGGUCUUAAAAUAGCUUCCUGUUGGGGGGAUUUGUGACCCUUACAUGACCGUAUUUGGUGUGUAAAUAUCCGACGGUACACACAACUGUUGAUUAAAUGCUAUGAGCUUAUGCUAAAAAGUGAAUAAAUAACAUUCCUGUU
Messenger RNA from Tachysurus vachellii, 3225 nucleotides. It is a transcript of the gene mon1a, whose product is annotated as MON1 secretory trafficking family member A. The record is from RefSeq and is a predicted model, not a curated record. Lineage: Eukaryota; Metazoa; Chordata; Actinopteri; Siluriformes; Bagridae. Gene Ontology annotation, biological process: protein targeting to vacuole; vesicle-mediated transport. The transcript is spliced from 6 exons. The coding region runs from base 173 to 1768 and encodes 531 amino acids.